GGCCUUCUUCUCGUCUCUUUCCACCAUCGGCCUUCUUCGGACCUCGCUGGUUGGCUUCGUCGGAUCCCUUUCCCUUCUCGUCCCCGGGCGAAAGAUUCGAUCUUUAGCGCCGCGCCCUUGAUUGGUGCGGAUUCGAAGACUUCUCACUAGAUGGAGGCCGGCGGCGGCGGCGGCGACGCCUUCGGCUCCUCCACCGCCCCUCUCACCUGGCACGACUUCUUGGAGCGGAUGCGGCACCCCUCCGCCGCCGAUUUCGUCAAAUCGAUCAAGAGCUUCAUUGUCUCCUUUUCAAACAAAGCUCCUGAUCCAGAAAAUGACAGUGCUGCUGUUCAGGAUUUUCUUACCAACAUGGAAGGAGCAUUUAGAGCCCAUACGCUUUGGGCUGGUAGUUCAGAAGAAGAAUUGGAAAGUGCUGGAGAGGGUCUGGAGAAAUAUGUCAUGACAAAACUUUUCAGCCGUGUAUUUGCAUCAGUUCCAGAAGAUGCAAACAGUGAUGGAGAACUUUAUGAGAAGAUGGCUUUACUACAACAAUUUGUACGACCCGAAAAUUUGGAUAUACAGCCGGCCUUCCAAAAUGAAACAUCAUGGCUGCUUGCACAGAAGGAACUGCAGAAGAUUAAUAUGUACAAGGCUCCUAGAGACAAACUUGUUUGUAUCCUCAAUUGUUGCAAAGUCAUUAAUAACUUACUAUUAAAUGCUUCAAUCGCGUCAAAUGAGAACCCUCCAGGAGCAGAUGAGUUCCUCCCUGUCCUCAUUUAUGUUACCAUAAAGGCAAACCCUCCACAACUCCAUUCAAACCUGUUAUACAUACAACGUUAUAGGCGUCAGUCACGUUUAGUCUCUGAAGCUGCAUAUUUCUUCACAAAUAUCCUGUCUGCAGAAUCUUUUAUCUGGAAUAUUGAUGCACAAGCACUUUCAAUGGAUGAGAUAGAAUUCCAAAAGAAAAUGGAAUCUGCCAGAGCGCAUCUUAUGGGCCUAUCAACUGGCACAGAACAUCAGCAAACUGAAACCAAUCUGGAUGCCAUGGAAGAAAGGUUGAAAUCUAACAGGGAACUGGAUAACACAGCAUCUGUCGAAGGACAUCAAGUCCCAAACCAAUCAUAUAGUAUAAACAAAGAUGUAGAUGGCAAGUAUAAACCACUAAUUAAAAGGCCGUCGAUCUCAGAUCUAGAGAAGAAAGGAACCACUGACAUUUUGAAGGAGGAAAAUGUAAACAAAUAUUUUCAGGAGUACCCAUUCUUAUUUGCUAAUGCUGGAGAUCUAACAGUUGAUGAUGUAGGAAGCCUCCUGAAUUGCUACAAGCAGCUCGUGCUUCGGUAUGUAGUUCUUUCAAAAGGAAUGGGCAUCGGUAAUGAAUCUCUUUCUCUACCCAACACAGAAACACCAUCUGAACUUUCAAGUGUCAAGGAAUCUGAAUAUGUAGCAGAAAUGGAAAUGAAAGUCGAGGACCACGAAGAAGUUAGCAGAAAAGCGGGCAGUUCUGCCGAGGAUUUGAUCUUGCAAAUGGAUGAUGCAGAGUCCAAGAAAGUUGCAGACGAUUCGACUGCUGAAGUAAGUCCAUGAAAGGAUGUGCAGAACUCUUAAGCUUCUGUUCUUAAUAUAUAUUUGCUCCGUGUGCACUGAACUGAAGCCAGAGGUAUUCUUUUCUGCCCUGGACAAGCAAAGGAGAGCUAUACUGUAGCUCUCAAGCAAAGCCAUUGUUUGCUCGGUUUAAAAUGGGGGAAGGAAACAAACCGCUGCACUUACAAACUAAAGGAGGUCAAAUAUUGCCCACCUUCAACCAAUGUUAGCUUCUUUUUUGCUGUUUGUGCCGGUUGGUAUGUAUUGUAUUAGACCUUAUCCUGUUUCCUAGGUAGCUGGUAACUCAUGGCUGAUGGUUUCUGAGCUUCUACGUGUAGUUGUUGAUUCUUCAUUUUUUUUUUACUCUUAGUAUCUUUUGUGUAGUUUCAAUGACCCAAAUAGAUUUAUGAAACCUUUUACUUUGAAGAAGCAUUGAGAAGUCAUUCAUGGCAA
Messenger RNA from Musa acuminata AAA Group (dessert banana), 2013 nucleotides. RefSeq names its product vacuolar protein sorting-associated protein 9A. Bases 151 to 1563 code for a protein of 470 amino acids. Lineage: Eukaryota; Viridiplantae; Streptophyta; Magnoliopsida; Zingiberales; Musaceae. Gene Ontology annotation, molecular function: small GTPase binding; guanyl-nucleotide exchange factor activity. The record is from RefSeq and is a predicted model, not a curated record. Gene Ontology annotation, cellular component: endocytic vesicle; cytosol. Gene Ontology annotation, biological process: vesicle-mediated transport. The transcript has 5 exons.